Penicillium maclennaniae is the source of this 2250-nucleotide messenger RNA. Its product is annotated as glycoside hydrolase family 95 protein. The record is from RefSeq and is a predicted model, not a curated record. The coding region runs from base 1 to 2250 and encodes 749 amino acids. Gene Ontology annotation, molecular function: alpha-L-fucosidase activity. The transcript has a single exon. NCBI's taxonomy places the organism in Eukaryota, Fungi, Ascomycota, Eurotiomycetes, Eurotiales, Aspergillaceae. Gene Ontology annotation, biological process: carbohydrate metabolic process.
AUGGAAGAGCUAUGGUAUGAACAGUCUGCGCGGGACUGGAAUGAAGCCUUACCAGUCGGCAAUGGGCGUCUCGGCGCUAUGGUCUAUGGCCGCACGGACACGGAGAUGCUGGCGCUAAAUGAAGACUCGAUCUGGUAUGGAGAUGCCCAGGACCGCAAUCCCAGAGAUGCGCUCAAAUAUCUUCCCCAGUUACGACAGGCCAUUCGUGCUAGAGAUCAUGCAGAGGCCGAGAAGCUGGCCACACUUGCCUUCUUCGCCAAUCCGAUCAGCCAACGACAAUAUGAGCCCCUCGGUACUCUGUUUAUGGAUUUUGGCCAUAAGCCAGAUCAUGUCACUGAGUAUCGACGGUCGUUGAAUAUCGAGGAUGCCACAGCAUGCGUUGAGUACAACUACCAGGGACAUCAUUGGAAGAGGACGAUCUUCGCCAGUCACCCUGAUAAAGUCAUUGCUAUUCGUAUUACAUCUGGAGUCGAAUCUAGAUUUGUUCUCAGAUUGACUCGGAUGAGCGAGCUUGACUUUGAAACCAAUGAGUAUCUGGACGAUGUCUGCGCCAAUGGUGACUAUAUCAGGAUGCAUGUUACCCCAGGAGGCCGGGAUAGCAAUCGUGCAUGCUGCAUAGUGGCCGCUCACUGCUUGGAUAACACAGGGGAUGUCACAUCAAUUGGGAACAAUUUGGUCGUUAACUCCAAGGACACCGUGAUUCUGAUCGCUGCACAAACUACAUUCCGUCACUCAGACGUUGACCAGCGUACUUCACAAGACAUCAAAAAGGCUCUAGAUUAUCUCCGUCGCUCUUUUUCAGAGCUGCAUAGAAGACAUAUUGUGGACUAUCAGUCCCUCUUCGCCCGAAUGGAACUCCGAAUGACCCCUAGUCAUCCUGAUAUCCCAACCGACAAGCGUAUCCAGACGUCGCGAGAUCCUGGCUUGAUCGCCCUCUACCACAACUACAGUCGGUAUCUUCUAAUAUCCUGCAGUCGUAUAGGAGAUAAAGCCCUUCCUGCAAACUUACAAGGCAUUUGGAAUCCAUCAUUUCACCCAGCAUGGGGCUCAAAGUUCACCAUCAACGUCAAUCUACAAAUGAAUUACUGGCCCGCAAACAUCUGCAAUUUAGCUGAAUGCGAGCUCCCGCUCUUCGAUCUAUUAGAGAGAAUGGCUGAAUCAGGGAAAACCACAGCUCGAGUCAUGUAUGGAUGUCGUGGCUGGGCUGCCCAUUCCUGUACCGAUAUCUGGGCCGACACUGCCCCCGUCGAUCGAUGGAUGCCGGCAACUAUCUGGCCGCUCGGCGGUGCUUGGCUAUGCUAUCACAUUUGGGAGCGAUUUCAGUUUACCGGGAGUCAUGACUUUCUUCGACGGAUGUUCCCUGUUCUACGAGGAUGUGUGGAGUUUCUCGUCGAUUUCCUGGUUGAGGAUCAGACUGGAGAAUACCUCAUUACGAGUCCAUCUGUUUCCCCAGAAAACACGUUCUACGACAACGGACAGAAAGGUGUCUUGUGCGAAGGAUCCACAAUCGAUAUACAGAUUGUCAGUGCUGUUCUGGCUGCCUUUGAGUCAUGUGUCAAUGAGCUGGGCGUGGAAGAUCCUCUCGUAUCUGCAAUCAGGACUAUUCGCACCCGCCUCCCACCGAUGAAAAUCAGCACUUCGGGAUAUCUACAAGAGUGGGCUAUGGACUAUGAUGAGUUUGAGCCAGGACAUCGCCAUACUUCGCAUCUGUGGGCCUUGUACCCAGGCAACGCAAUCACGCCAUCGAAAACACCUGAGCUGGCAGAGGCAUGCGGCGUCGUGCUGCGCAGACGAGCCGAACAUGGCGGUGGACAUACAGGCUGGAGCCGAGCGUGGCUUGUCAAUUUGCAUGCUCGUUUACUUGAAGCUGAAGAAUGCAGCAAACACUUGAAUUUGCUUUUGUCUCACUCUACUCUUCCCAAUAUGCUGGAUAGUCAUCCGCCAUUCCAAAUUGACGGCAACUUUGGUGGGGCAGCGGGCAUCGUCGAGAUGCUCGUGCAAUCGCAUGAGCCAGGCUUGAUCCGGCUUCUUCCUGCAUGUCCGAACAGUUGGACUGGAUCCAUCCGCGGGGUAAAGGCACGCGGUGGAUUCGAAUUACAUUUUAGUUGGGAAAGUGGCCGUAUCGUUGGCCAGGUAAUGGUCAUUUCGCAAGGAAGUGAGACCAUUAUUUGUUUUCCUGGGAAGAAUGGGCGCAGGGUGAACAUCAAGGGAUCUGAUGCCUCUCGCGAAUAUCAUUUCAUCAAUGCAUAG